Molecule: messenger RNA, 6750 nt
Organism: Sitodiplosis mosellana (orange wheat blossom midge)
Lineage: Eukaryota; Metazoa; Arthropoda; Insecta; Diptera; Cecidomyiidae
Gene: chif
Exons: 12
Coding region: 1195-6180 (1661 amino acids)
Biological process (GO): positive regulation of nuclear cell cycle DNA replication; regulation of cell cycle phase transition
Cellular component (GO): Dbf4-dependent protein kinase complex; nucleus
Molecular function (GO): zinc ion binding; nucleic acid binding; protein serine/threonine kinase activator activity
Source: RefSeq, a predicted model, not a curated record
GAGUUACCAUUUGUAAUGAACAUAAAGCACUCGAACGUAAACACGCGCGUCUUCGUAGAAAUAUUUAAUGAACGAUCAACGAAAACUCAAAACAUAACUUGGACGAUGCAUGAGGAAAAAAAAACAUAAACCGUUUGUAUUUCUUUUUUCUCUUGUUGUUCUUCUUCUUCUUUUCUGUUUGAUUGAAUGCGUACGAAUGCCACGAACAAAUGUAGCAAGCAACGCAGAGUGUACGUGUUAACCUAUUUUACCAAGUUUUUGACUCGAAUGCAAGCGGGUGUGUGCGUGUGCGUGUGCGUGUGUGUAUUGGUGAAAAUUUGUUGUUCGCACAGACCACUGCAACGGCUUCAAUUCAUUUUUUUCUUCUCUGAGCUGUUCGUCGAUAUGUUAAGUGAAACGUAAAUGCGUCAAUCAAUUCAACUCUGGUACGGAAAGAGUAUUCUAUUUCAACUCAAAUAUAAUAUUUCAAAACAAUUAAAAUGGAUUUUUUUGAACAAUGUUAAUGAGUAAAAGGCAAAAAAUCGUUGUGAUUCUAUGAAGAAGCGAAGAGUAAAUUCAAUGGUUUUCAUUGUGCAUUGAACGCGUCCAUUUUUUAGCAGUUUUAAUGGGUGUUCACAUAUGUGUAUGUUUGACAUUCGCAUAGACAACGGCCGACGUUCCCGUACAAUGUGAGUGUGUGUUUGUUCAAUGAACUCUAUAUUAUGUGAUGCCGUAUUCCGCUGGCUGAAAUAAAAAUCCGUACAACAACAGAGAGCAUCGAAACGUAUGUAUACACACGAAUACGUAUAUUCGGUUGUUGUGUGCAAAUGUGUGUGCGUGUGCGGUGUUCAAAGCAACAACAGCACAAAAAAUAAUGGCCGAUUGUAUGUCAUGAUGGAACAAUAAGAGAAGGAGCCUAUCAAACAACCAUGCAAAUACGAAUUCAUUUCGUCGACCAAAUUACACACAAAAAUUCUAGUGAAAUAUCAAAUACAAUUGUUGAACGUAAAUUAACAAAUAGUUUUCCCCAAAAAAUACUUUAUUGACUACAUCGUUGCUGUUCACAUCGUCAACCAUAACAAGAAUUGAACAUUGACGAGUAAGUGGUGGGAACAGUAACGGAGCACCGCGACUACAAAAAACAUAAAUAAUGACUUUGCUUAUCAUACGGGCGAAUUUAGAGAAAAAAGCCGUUUGAAUGUUUGUCCCGAUAUUAUGGUAUCUCCCUCAAAACCACAUCAUUCGAGAGUCGCCAGCCAAGGACAUUUACAUAAAUGUAAAUUAGUUAAGGGACCCAAACCAUUGACGCAUUUUAAAUUUUAUUUGGAUAUUGAAAAGCAUCAUAUUGAGAAUAAAAUUGAAAAAUCGAUCAGAGAACUUGGCGGCUCAAUCGAAUUUUUUCUGGCGAAAAAAGUAACACACUUCGUCACCGACAAGCCAAUCGAUCGAGAUGGUAAUUUAUUGAGCGUUAGCAAUCACUACUUGUCACCGUCAUCGUUGCUUUUAUCGGCACAAACAAAAACCCCGUCACCGGCUCAAACAAAACCAGCGUCCAUACAAUCGUUGCAUGAUUUAAAUAUCAGUGAUGAAAAGCAGGCAGCCGCGGCGGCAGGUUCAAGACCAAAAAGUCGUGCAGAUGCAAUGGUACAAAGGGCACGUACUACAACGCAACCACUUGACAGUAAAAGCGUUCAAUGUGCCUCUUCGCAAUCCCUAUUGCAAAAUCCAAUGCAAUUAGCUCUCAACUGGGGUACACCGAUUUGGAACACCGACUAUACGUUAAAAUUUUUAGAAAAAGUCUCGCUCGCGCUUAAACUUGAGAAUCCAGCAACACGCACCACAUCAAGUACAAAAUCAUCGCAUCAUCAUCACAACCACCACCACCAUCACAAAACUGCAAACGUUAAGCAUUUGAAUGGUGAAUACAUAAAAAUUGAAUCGACACAGAAACAAUAUCGUCCAUAUUAUCAGGAGUUUAGCAGCUGGCCAUCAAUCAAUUUUGAUUGCACCUUGUGUCCAUUUCAAACGCGAAGCGAUAAAACAAUUCCGAAAACAAAGAAUUGUGACAAUCCCAACGCCAACGCCAACGUCAAUCCAAAACACACGAACGACGAUUCGUUGGCCAACGUGAAAAUCAAAGCUCCGUCGACGAUCAACGCAAAAAGUAUCACCGACGUAACAGUGGCUGGUAGUGUACAGAUAUCAAUUCUAGCUAAAAACAAUAUAACAAACAUAAUUGAAAGUACAAUGACACGUAAAACCCGAAAUAAACAAGUGCGCGAAGCAGCCAUUGAUGCGUGUAGCAUUAAAACCAAUAACGAUGAUGUCAAACCGAAUUCCGAGAAAUGUGGAUAUUGUGAAAAGUGCCGCGUUGAAUAUGAUGUAUUAGCAUUGCAUCUACAAUCGAAAGAACAUUUGAAUUUCGUGAAAAACAAUGACAAUUACAUAGCUCUGGACAGUUUAAUAAACAGUGGAGCUACAAAUGUGGAAAACUUUUUACGAAUCAAUAGUGGUCAAAUGAUUAACGAAACUGAACGGAAUGGUAUGCAUAGUCCGCGCAAAGAUUCACUAAUUAGUACGCGUGUUAAUUAUUUGAGUCACACCAGUUUUGCGGAGCAUAAAAGUGAUAAUAAUGACACUUUGGCUGCUGCCGCUAAAUCGCACAAGCAAAUGAAUGGCAUUGUGCAGCGCAGUGAUGAACUGUCACCAUCGAAAGUGAACAAUGUCCGAGAGAGGCUACCAAAGUACUCACCGCCAAUCACACGACGAUCACAAACGAAAAAUGCAAUACAAGCGAUUGUGGACGAUCAACCGAUCACGGAUACAAUCAACGCAAAAGUUCCACCGGAAAAACUCAACAAUUCCACCACCGUCGACUUUCGAGAUGACGAACUGAAUUUCAUUUCAAAAGCAGACAACGAUGUUCAAACCAAAUCCCCUUCAAAACAAGGCAAGGUAACAACCAUUAAUGGUAGGAAGAAAUGCGAUGAACAACAACCGACGGUAGUGAAUCAUAUAAACGAUGAAUCGCCGGUGUUGCCAAAGCGUUUAGUCCGAGCAUUCCCGCGUUACAAAGUCAUUGAUGGUGUACCGAAAGCAACGAAUGAACGAGCCGCAAAGCAUACAAAAUCGAAUGCCCUCAACAAGAGCGCUGAAUUGAAUGCGAUAGAAAAAGAGUUGGCCGACGAUGAUGAAAAGGGCAUCAAAGACCCCAUCACCGGGCUUAUAGUUAAGUUUAAGCGUGUCCGCGAAUCGGAAUUAUCAAAACUCACAUUUGAGGCGGACAAUUUUAUGUUUCCAAAACGCGAAGAGCUGCCAACCGAUGAGGAUCGUCAGAGUACAUCGGAAGUUGAUGGUGAUGCCUCGUCGGAAAUACUGUCGAGCGAUGUGAGCGGCCUUCUUCGCGAUACAUCGCUGAAUAACACAUCGCAAAACAGUAGUUUGAAUUUUUCCACCGCAAGCGAUCAGUUCACGAGUAGCGGACGAAGGAAAAAGCGUCGUACUCAAUUUGAUAAUUUUAAAAGUCCAGCACAAACGAAACAGAAAUUUCGAGCAUCCCUCAUUCAAUCACGAUUGAAUUCCGCAAAAACAGUAACACCAACAACGCCAGCCACAACGAAUGGAUCUCAAAUCCCGGUCAAACCAUUGACUGGCCGGGGUGCGAAAAUAUCAGCCGCUAAAAUAGCAGCAGCUGCGACAGCAGCAGUAAAGGGAAGACGAGGACGAGGUCGAGGCAAAAAGCAACGAAUGUCCACGUCAACCAAUGUUGCGAUUGAGGCACAAGCUGAUAAUUCGCUCGAUGAUCGAAUGGGGGAGAAUACUUAUAUUGGCGGCAAACUUUUAGCCACAGAUUAUUUUCAAAAUUUGAAAUUUUCAUUCGAACGGGUCCCAUCGAACGAACCAUGGUAUCUGACAUUUCAACGACAGGAUGAACAUCGCGAACGAAUGUUCGAGUAUUGGGGAAAUACAGCGUACCGAAAGCUUCCAUACGAACUCGGACCACUGCCUCCUUUAGAACCGGAUUGUUGUCUGCUCAGCAAAUUGACAGCAAUCAAAGCAAGCAAACAGCAAAGGAACCGACGCUCGACUAAAUCAAACGUACACGUUCCAGUUGAAGUAACCAAUACAAAAUUAACGACAACAUCCGAGGAAAAUGCGGUCUCAAGUAGUAACAGUACAACAACCACAAAUACUCCAUCGCAAAAAUCGAAUACCAUUUCACGAGCAUGCGACGAGAGUGACAAUGAUCGAAGGCCUCAAACCAGUACCUUGUCACAAUUGCUUUUAGCUGAUAGUUCAUUAAAUAGUAUUGCAUUGCCGUCGGCAAUAUCAAAUAAAAAGAAAGCCGUGCUGCUUGAUGCAUUUGGUCAGCCGCGAAAAUCGCCCAGAGAGCAUGCAUCGACACUGGCCAUUCUCAGUUCACUGGUUCAGCAACGGCGGAAACGAAUUAAAGAAAUGAAUGGCGGCAUAUCACCGGAAAAAAUGCCCAAUUAUAAAGCGGCUGUUGCGGCGGCCAUUGCGGCUCAGCACAGUGCUGAUGUCAGUGAAAGCGAAGAUGUGAUGGACGAAUGUGAGUCUCGGCUACAAAUCAAAGCCACCACCGAAACGGAUGUGAAACCAAUGUCGAGCCGUCGACGAUCAAACCAAACGCCAGUAUUCGAAAUAAACAAAGGCACCAUUGUCGAUGCAAAUGUUCAACAGUCAAAUGGCGGCUAUCAUUCAAUGGAACAAUCUGAUAAAAUAUUCCGUUUGCGCAAAGGUAAACGACGUCAAACGGAAAGUGUGAGCAGCAACAAUGAGUCCAUUUCGGGUAAAAUGGAUAAAACCGAUAACGGCACUGCCAAUGACAAAGAUGACAAAUCGAAAGACCAUGUUGACAUACCGAAAAUGCCAGUCGACGAAUAUGUUGACCCAAAUAAAACGGCCCGUGACCUCGAUGACCUACUAUCAAACUGUUAUUUGGACGCGGACAGCGAUUUAAAUCACAUACCCAUCGAUUGUUCAGAUCUCAUUCUAGUAAAUACGUCAAAAGAUUUUGUGGAAAUCAUUGAAUCUGUGAAAGAUGGCCCGCUCACCUAUCGCAGUCUGCAGCGCGGCAAGAAACGGCACAUCAACAAAACUGGAUGGCCAUCAUUGCCGAAGAAACGCCUACCAAAACGUGAAAAAAUCGACGAGAAAGACGAUAUAGACGAAUCGGCAGUCUCUGAUGUGCAAAAUUGCGAAAGUUGUCAUUCGGACACGGAAAACGAUCUGAACGAUGUGCCCAUGGAUUGUGAAAAUGAUAAUUCAAAUCACGUAUUAGAAAAAACGCCCAAACACGAUGCUGACGAUACGGUUGAGUCGUCGGCGAAAAAUAGUCCAAUACCGUUCCGCAGUGUAACGCGUCGUAAAAGACGUAACACCAACAAAACUGGCAGCACGAUUCAUUUUAUAGAUGAUGAUAAUGAUGAAGAGAAGAGCCGAGCUUUGCGACACGAUCGCCGUAAGAUCCGAACACCAUUUUGUGAUGACAAUGCCGUACAAUUUGUGGUAUCCGCUAGUUCGAGUGAGAAAGCCGAAAAUUCGGACAUAUUCACUGUGUCAUCGGAUAGUUUCUUAGACACCGAUGUGAACAAUGAUACAGUUACCACGGCCAAAUCGCGGCUGUCGGCUGACUCCCGGUUAUCGGUCGACGACGAAGGUUCUAUAUCCGACGAGUCAACCGCCAACAACGAAAGUAAUUGGCAUUGUCGCUCUUCUCUACGACGCAGCAACAGUAUUGUAGAAGAAGAGACAAAACAACAAAAAGGCUUUCCUUCAGUUGAAGAAUCUGCUGCAUCAACCACCAACAAAUCCGCCGCAACCACUGCCACUACCACUACCACAACGACCAGUAUUUUGGAGCGAACACUAAAGAGUAUGCACUCAACGCGUUCAAAAUUCUUGCGAUCACCGACAUUAGUCAAGGGCACAACAAUCGAUCUGAACCUUCAACCACUUGUUUGUGUACAGAAAAUUGCCGACAAAGAUUUACCACCGCAGAAGCUCUGGAUAAAUAGUCUGGCAUCGUCAACAGUCAAUACCACAACAACAACAACAACAACAACGUCCGACGAUUCCGAUGUGGCAAAACCAAAUAAUCGAAUCAAUUCAUCACCGAAAACCAAGACAUCGCCGCGAAAGUUGCGAAAACCGCGCGGCCGAUGGUAUCGUGAACGAUAACGAGUCACAAACAGGUUCAACUGUAUUGAAAUUUAUCUAACUAUUUAUAAAAAUUCAAUUGCUUAGAAUGUGUUAUUAUCGAUCAUCAAUUAAAUUUUUUUUAAUUCGUUAUUUUGCCCUGUGACUUUCAAAACACGGUGAUUGAUAAUGAUGAUGAUGACGGUAGAAUGGACCGUUUUUAUUGCAUCCAUAGAAUACACACACACACACACCCAGAGAGCAAAUACGCAAAUCUUAGUUUUACUUUUAGUAUUUUUAACAAAACAAUGUUGUCGCGAUUUGUAUUAUCAUUUUUUAAUUGUAAUCUGUAUUUAAGAGGAUAAAAAAAAUUUCAAGCGUUAUAAAUAUUUUCUGAAAUUUAAUGAAAUAAUUUUUUCCCCUAAAAUAAACCUAAAAUUAAAUAGCAUAAUUCGAAUCACACAAAGAAAUGUAGAAGAAAAAGACGAAAAAUUAAGAUAAAAAUUGUCAAUGGAAACUAAAGUAAUAUAUUUUGUAUGCGAAUCUAAGAUUAGUUCAAAAUGAGAGAAAAUAAUAAUAAUAAAGAAAAAAAACAUCUGUGUUGUAAGAAAA